CCAACGCCAACACGGCAAUAAGCACCUCACCCAAGACACUUGAACAAGAGCGGUAGACGAGAUCAACUUGGGCUGAUCAACCACACCCUGACCAUAAUGUCUGCAAUUGGUCCCUUUGAGGAGCCUGCACCCGGCUGCAAACCCGCCGCUGCCCCUGCCUUGACCGCCGAUCAGCAAACCAAAUACGACGAGCUUCUUGCCGAUGUCCGUGGAUGGGAAACACUGCCCACCACCUCUGCAAAGACUGCCGAAACCUCACCAAUCAGCGACGAUGAGCGCAUGUGGCUCACUCGCGAAUGCCUCCUCCGAUACCUGCGUGCCACCAAGUGGAACCUUCCCCAAGCGAUACAACGCCUGCGCUCGACGCUGAUAUGGCGUCGUGAGUACGGCACCGACCGCUUCACUGCCGAAUACAUCUCAGAGGAGAACGAAACCGGCAAGCAGGUCUUGCUUGGUUUUGACAACGAGGGAAGGCCGUGUCUGUACCUGCUGCCGCAGAACCAGAACACCAAGGAGACACCCAAGCGGGUAGAGCACUUGGUCUACAUGCUGGAGCGCACCAUAGACUUGCACCCGCCUGGUCAGGAGAGUCUGGCACUGUUGAUCGACUUCAGGAACACGGGAGCUGGUGGCACCCCUAGCAUGGGCAUCGCCAAACAGGUCCUUGACAUCUUGCAGAACCACUACCCCGAGCGACUUGGUAGGGCGUUGCUCACACACCUCCCAUGGUAUGUCAAUGCCUUCCUCAAGCUCAUCAACCCCUUUAUCGACCCCGUCACCAAGUCCAAGAUCAAGCCGAACGAGCCCCUACCCAACCACGUGCCCACAUCACAGCUCAUGAAGGUCUCUGGCGGUGAAGUCGACUUCAAGUACGACCAUUCCGUCUACUGGCCGGCGCUUGAGAAGAUCUCCACGGAGCGGAGACAACAGAGGAAAGAGCGAUGGGAGAAGGCUGGCAAGAUCAUAGGAGAGAGCGAGAUCUACCUGUGGGGAGGAGACGAGCCUAGUCUUGGAAGCGGGACGGCAGAGAAGACUGCGGGCGAGGCUGCAGUGCCUGCAGCAGCUGAGAGUAGCAAUACCAUGUCCAACGGCGGAACAGAGCUUGUUGAGGGUGUCGAGAAGCUGGACAUCAAGGAAGGCGAGCCAGUCAAGGCUGCUGCCUGAACGGUUGUUAAUAUUCUAGACUGUCGUUCUCCCUAUAAGCACUGUAUAUAAUAGACAAAUCGACCUCGUCCAAUAAGGCAACAGAUGGCUGCGCAUACCGAGAGCGUUUCCCUGCCAAUUGAAACACAUGCAUCUGGGAAGCUCAGAUUUGACUGACAAAGGGGCGGCGACAAG
Molecule: messenger RNA, 1338 nt
Organism: Alternaria rosae
Lineage: Eukaryota; Fungi; Ascomycota; Dothideomycetes; Pleosporales; Pleosporaceae
Product: CRAL-TRIO domain-containing protein
Exons: 2
Coding region: 97-1164 (355 amino acids)
Molecular function (GO): phosphatidylinositol transfer activity
Source: RefSeq, a predicted model, not a curated record